ACACCUGCUCAAACAGACGGGUGCCUAUAUAAGGCAGGGUUCUCAUCGUUUGUCACCGGACUUCGCAAUGGCUCGUUACGAGACACUCCUUGUGAUCGCAACUAUCGGCGUCGUGGCGCUCGCUCUACCGGCACAGAGGGACAAUGGGGUAAAGCCAGCACAUGGGCAACCUGCUUGGCCACCAUAUGGACCACCUGCUUUGCCACCUCAUGGACAACCUUCAUUGCCGCCAUAUGGACCACCUGCUUUGCCACCAUAUGGACCACCAGUGUUGCCACCAUACGGACCACCAGCUUCUCCACCAUAUAAACCACCUGCUUUGCCACCAUAUGGACCACCUGCAUUGCCACCACAUGGACCACCUGCAUUGCCGCCAUAUGGACCACCUGCUUUACCACCAUACAAACCCCCUGCUUUGCCACCAUAUGGACCACCAGCUUCUCCACCAUAUGGACCACCAUUUUUCCCGCCACCAUUUGGACCACCUAUUUUACCACCAUUCGUGCCACCAUUUAUACCACCCUUUUGGCCACCAUUCCCUCCAAUACCUCCACGUCCGCCCACUGAGAAACCCUCAGAGAAACCCAGCGAGGAACCGACCGAAGAACCAUGCGAGGAAACCAGUGAGGAACCCUCCGAGAAACCCAGCGAGGAACCCACCGAGGAACCCUGCGAACCCAGCGAGGAACCCAGCGAAAAGCCCAGCGAGAGACCUAGCGAGAAACCAACUGAAAAACCCAGCGAGGAACCCACCGAGGAAUCCUGCGAACCCAGCGAGGAACCCAGCGAAAAGCCCAGCGAGAGACCUAGCGAGAAACCAACUGAAAAACCCAGCGAGGAACCCACCGAGGAAUCCUGCGAACCCAGCGAGGAACCCAGCGAAAAGCCCAGCGAGAGACCUAGCGAGAAACCAACUGAAAAACCCAGCGAGGAACCCACCGAGGAAUCCUGCGAACCCAGCGAGGAACCCAGCGAAAAGCCCAGCGAGAGACCUAGCGAGAAACCCAGCGAAAAGCCCAGCGAGAAACCAACUGAAAAACCCAGCGAGGAACCCACCGAGGAAUCCUGCGAACCCAGCGAGGAACCCAGCGAAAAGCCCAGUGAGAGACCUAGCGAGAAACCAACUGAAAAACCCAGCGAGGAACCCACCGAGGAAUCCUGCGAACCCAGCGAGGAACCCAGCGAAAGACCUAGCGAGAAGCCCAGCGAAAAGCCCAGCGAGAAACCAACUGAAAAACCCAGCGAGGAACCCACCGAGGAAUCCUGCGAAACCAGCGAGGAACCCAGCGAAAAGCCCAGCGAGAGACCUAGCGAGAAACCAACUGAAAAACCCAGCGAGGAACCCACCGAGGAAUCCUGCGAACCCAGCGAGGAACCCAGCGAAAAGCCCAGCGAGAGACCUAGCGAGAAACCAACUGAAAAACCCAGCGAGGAACCCACCGAGGAAUCCUGCGAACCCAGCGAGGAACCCAGCGAAAAGCCCAGCGAGAGACCUAGCGAGAAACCAACUGAAAAACCCAGCGAGGAACCCACCGAGGAAUCCUGCGAACCCAGCGAGGAACCCAGCGAAAAGCCCAGCGAGAGACCUAGCGAGAAACCAACUGAAAAACCCAGCGAGGAACCCACCGAGGAAUCCUGCGAACCCAGCGAGGAACCCAGCGAAAAGCCUAGCGAGAGACCUAGCGAGAAACCAACUGAAAAACCCAGCGAGGAACCCACCGAGGAAUCCUGCGAACCCAGCGAGGAACCCAGCGAAAAGCCCAGCGAGAGACCUAGCGAGAAACCAACUGAAAAACCCAGCGAGGAACCCACCGAGGAAUCCUGCGAAACCAGCGAGGAACCCAGCGAAAAGCCCAGCGAGAAUCCCGGCGAGCAUCCAGGGGAGAAUCCCGGCGAGCAUCCCGGGGAGAAUCCCGGCGACGGCGAGAAACCUUAUGAAUAACCCACGACUAAUUAACAGACCACUGACGUCCCUCCGGAAGUCCAACAGACUGGAGACCAUAUGCUGCAACACUUGGAGUCUGUUGUUUUUGUCCGGCGCUGUACGUAUACUUUAAAAUUGUAUGUUACAUUUUAAGAAUGGAAAUAUACGUUGCAUACUAGA
Messenger RNA from Cryptotermes secundus, 2104 nucleotides. Its product is annotated as cell surface glycoprotein 1. Bases 68 to 1942 code for a protein of 624 amino acids. Lineage: Eukaryota; Metazoa; Arthropoda; Insecta; Blattodea; Kalotermitidae. The record is from RefSeq and is a predicted model, not a curated record. The transcript has 3 exons.